Messenger RNA from Zonotrichia leucophrys gambelii, 885 nucleotides. RefSeq names its product hydroxysteroid 17-beta dehydrogenase 3 (gene HSD17B3). Gene Ontology annotation, cellular component: endoplasmic reticulum. Lineage: Eukaryota; Metazoa; Chordata; Aves; Passeriformes; Passerellidae. Gene Ontology annotation, biological process: steroid biosynthetic process. The record is from RefSeq and is a predicted model, not a curated record. Gene Ontology annotation, molecular function: testosterone dehydrogenase (NADP+) activity.
AUGAGAGAGUGUCUUAUUCAUACAAGCUUGCUACCUUCUCUCACCGUGGAAGUGUUCCAGCAUCAGCUAUUCAGUCUUGUUGGGGCUCUGAUCUGUUUCUGUACUCUGAUAAAAUGCAUCAGAUUCAUGAGAGACCUUUUUCCAUUUGUCUGAAGUUCUGUGCCUUGGAUUUUCUUUCAGUCAAUGGGAAAAUGGGCAGUCAUCACAGGAGCUGGAGAUGGGAUUGGAAAAGCGUAUUCCUUCGGGUAAAUUAGAAGAGGUGAAUUAACUAUAGUGAUGAUAAGGAGAACUUCUGAAAAAUUGAAUUUGAUAAGCAUUUUUACAGAGCUGGCCACAGAUCAAACGGUGAAGGUUAUACAAGCUGAUUUCACUAAAAAUUCAGUGUACGAGAGCAUUGAAAAAGAUCUGAAGGACUCGGAUACUGCUGUUCUGGUUAGCAAUGUUGGAAUGCUUCACAAUCCUCUUCCAUGCCAUUUCCUUAAUGGACCAAACAUAGAAGAGGACCUUGUCAACUGCAAUAUUAUUUCUGUUCCAGGUAGAUAUUUGACAAAAAUUGUUUUGAAACAGAUGCAAGCAGGUCAGAAAGUUCUAAUUCUGAAUCUGUCCUCUGGUUUAAGUACUUUCCCUUGUCCAUUAUAUACAACGUACUCAGCUACUAAGGCUUUUAUAAGCACUCUACAACCACUGCAAGCAGAGUAUAAGGCAAAGGGAAAUAUCAUACAGAUACUGAUUCCUUAUGGUGUUUCUGCUCCAAUGUACCAAAACCCUUGUGUUAUUACAAAGACAGCAGAAGAGUUUCUUAGUGAAUCACUGGAGUUCACCUUUGGAGAUGAGAUUUUUGGAUGUUUCACCCUUGAAAUUUUGAUUGAAUUUGGUUGUGUGUAA